GCAAGGAAACAUUCAUAAUCUUAACAUUUAUUCAGUAUAAAUAGCUCAAAUUAGUGCGUCACAGUUCAAUGUGCGUUAGCUUAUGUAGCUGUUAGCAUUAGAAUUAGCUUUGAAAGUCAAACUUGGUAGCUAGCCGGGAGUGUAACAACAAUGUCGCUCAUGAGAACAGUCCUAGUUUAACAUGAUGAGGUGUAUGAGAUGAGGGAUCAAUCAGAUGGAGAUAAAGGAAGCUGUUUCUGUGCAAGCCAUGCUACUGUUCUCCUGAUAUACUACCUGCGAAUUUGAAUCAGAAACAUGGAGAUGGUUGUAGCUAAAAUCUUGUGCCUUUUGGGCAUGUUUGGCCUGAUGCUGGGGGGCAUUCUCAUCCCUGUGCGAGUGAUGCAGUCGGACCUGGACAAGGCCGUGCGCUACAGAAGGGUAGUUGCCUUCAGUAACUCUUUUGGAGGUGGUGUGUUUCUGGCCACCUGCUUCAAUGCCCUUCUGCCUGCUGUCAGAGACAAGAUGGAGCAAAUCCUAAAACUGCUGAAGAUCACCACCGACUACCCCCUAGCCGAGACCAUGAUGAUGCUCGGCUUUUUCCUCACCGUGUUCGUCGAGCAGGCUGUGUUGACCUUUAGGAAGGAGAAACCGUCCUUCAUUGACCUUGAGACGUUUAACGCCGGCGGCUCGGAGGCAGGCAGCGACUCGGAGUAUGACACGCCAUUCAUUGCUCCAGCGCGGAGCUCGCAUCAUCACUCACAUCAUCACUCUCAUCACCACGGCCAUUUUAACCCUGCAGAACUAACACGAGCAGGACCGCUGCGGCUUGCAAGCCUGGUCCUGGCCCUCUCUGCUCACUCCGUCUUCGAAGGCCUUGCUCUUGGGCUUCAGGAAGAUGGUGCUAAAUUAGGAAGCCUUUUUCUCGGAGUGGCUAUCCACGAGACCCUCGCAGCCAUGGCUUUAGGGGUCAGUGUGGCCAAAGCAGGACUGCAGCUUCAGGAUGCCAGCAAGCUAGCCAUCACGGUCAGCCUCAUGAUCCCUAUCGGCAUUGGCCUCGGAAUGGGUAUCGAGAGCGCCCAGAACCUGGCAGGAAGUAUUAUUUCUGUGGUGCUCCAAGGCCUGGCAGCAGGCACAUUUCUUUUUAUUACUUUCUUUGAAAUUCUCUCCCGAGAGUUGGAGGACAAACACGAUCGCUUGCUGAAGGUGCUUUUCCUCGUAUUAGGGUAUGGUGUACUGGCAGGUCUAGUCUUUAUCAAGUGGUGAUGGAUCUCAGCGUUCCUCAGAGCGAAUGAUCAGAGCGAAUUUCUAACGCUACUGACUACCAUAACCACAGGGCCAAUUGUUCCUGACUUUUUCCUAGCUUCCUAUACCUUAAUUUCUAUGCCUAUGAAGUCGUACACAGGAUAUACAGAACCAGUAGCAUAUUAGAGCAGAAAAGCCUUUUCAUUAUAGUGAAGUGAUUUAUUACUGUGAAUGUUGUUGGUCGGGUGCUACUGCAGAUCAUAAACUUUGUGAUAAAUAUUGGAGAUACAGUUCCUGUGUUAUCUGUUUUUAUACUGGAUUUAAAAUGUAGCUUUUGAGACACUUAUUUCUUCUGUAUCCCAAGUGUUGAGUACAAAAUAUGAUCUUACAGGAUACAGCAGGGCUCUUAAACGUUUUGCAGCCAGGGUCCUGUUUAGGUCAAAUCUAUCUUGACAGGGUCCGUGAAAUUUACGAACAGUUCAACUGUUCGAAUAUUAGGCUAUUUGUUUAAAUUCUGUGGAAUAUUUGACUUAGUAUUUAAACUUCUGGACAAAAUUUGGAGUGUUUAUUUGUACCAUAGAGCUUUUCUAACAAAUCACAAGUUGAUAUUGUGUAUAGAUCUGUUUGUUUAUACCCAUUUAACCGAGUCCAGUAGAGUAAAUACGUAUAUUAUAUAUAACUACAUGAUAAUAUGAGUAAUAUAUAUAUAUAUAUAUACACAAUAUGAACCAAAUAAUACAUUUAACAACAAGUCUACGCUUCACAGGCCCCACUUAUAGACUAUAGGAAGAUUGUACAGGUGACCCAGUGCUGCACAAUGCGCCAAAGCUUCACAUUAUUAUUUUUAUAUUUUAUAUGUUUGUAGGUUAUAUCUUUGUGGUUGUGGUCUUAUAUUUAUAAAUGAAUCCGUUUUGGUUUAACUCUUCCGCAGAUUAUUUGUUCUGUUAAUUCUUAGAAGUGAUUUCAUUUCUUUUGCCUUUUUAAUUUCACCUGAUGAAUGCAAUAUUUUCUAGAACCUUCACAAAAAAGGGUUCCAAAGGGAAAUGUAGGGUUGUAGGUUUUUUAUUGAACUAGUUAAAGGUUUUUCUUAGCAUUUUAGGCUAAAGAACCAUCUCCAAAAAAUAUUAUCUUAAAAAAGACUUGUAGAUGAGAACAGCUGUAACCAAACUGUUCAAGAUUUUUCAAGACUAAACCGUCAGGAACAAUUUAAAAUAAAAAGUUUAAAAAAUAUAAACAUUUUAAAGAUUUUCCUCUUUACCCCUUUGUCUAAAUUGUACUCAAUCACAUAGACGUUUCCUUCUCAUUCUUCCUAUCAAGCUGAAAUCAAACUAACGUUGUUGCAUAUAUUGUGACACCUUUAAUGAAAUAUAAUCUGAAGCUGUAACGUCAGUAGUUAAAUAUAUUACACUUGCCAAGCAGUUCUCGGUCACUUUGGUUUUUAAUGUUUAUGCAUCUUGAGUGUUGUUGCCUCUGAGAGUCACACUUCACAUGGUCACUUCACAACAUUAAGGAGAUCCUGCAUUUUACACUAUCUAGGGUCUCUAGUCUGACCUAGAGUUCUGUAUGUUGUUCAGUGAAAUCAGACAAUCAGUUGUCAAGUCAAGGUAGCUUUUAGUGUCCUUUCAACCAUACACUGAUCAAGCGUAAUAUUAUGACCACCUGCCUAAUAUUGUGUCCCCCUUUUGCUGCCAAAACAGCCUUGACCCAUGAUGCACUGUGUAUUCUGACACCUUUCUAUCACAACCAGCAUUAACUUCUUCAGCAGUUUGAGCAACAGUAGGUCGUCUGUUGGAUCGGUUCACACGGGCCAGCCUUCACUCCCCACGUGCAUCAAUGAGCCUUGGCCGCCCAUGACCCAGACACCACUGUUCCUUCCUUGGACCACUUUUGAUAGAUGUUGAUCACUGCAAGUAUAAAUUGGAACAUGGUGUGGCUGCCUUUUCGUAAAAAAUUGCUAGUAAUGUUAAUAAUUUGCACAUUAAAUAUUGCAAAUUUGUUAUUUUGCACUUUUGAAAUAUAUUUUUCAGUUAAAAACAUUUCUGUUAUAAUUUUAGUGUGAGAGUACCACAAAGUCUUUACCAAAGGUGCUAAUUAUUCUGGAGCUAACUGUAUAUUUAUACAUGUGUCUGACACCCGGCCAUCCGUGUGAUGUAAAAGAAAACGUGAUUCAUCAGACCAGGUCACGUUCCAUUUCUCUGUGGUCCAGUUCUGAUGCUCACGUGCACAUUGUUGGCACCCUGACUGGUCUGUGGCUAUGCAGCCCCAUACGCAACAAACUACGACACACUGUGUAUUCUGACACCUUUCUAUCAAAACCAGCAUUAACUUCUUCAGCAAUUUGAGCAACAGUAGCUUGUCUGUUGGAUCGGACCACACGGGCCAGCCUUCACUCCUCACGUGCAUCAAUGAGCCUUGGCCACCCAUGACCCUGUCCCUGGUUCACCACUGUUCCUUCCUUGGACCACUUUUGAUACAUGCUGACCACCGCAGACCGGGAACACCCCACAAGAGCUGCAGUUUUGGAGAUGCUCUGAUCCAGUCGUCUAGCCAGCACAAUUUGGCCCUUGUCAAACUCGUUCAAAUCCUUACGCUUGUCCAUUUUUCCUGCUUCUAACACAUCAACUUUGAGGACAAAAUGUUCACAGGCAGUCUAAUAUAUCCCACCCACGAACAGGUGCCAUGAUGAGGAGAUCAUCAGUGUUAUUCAAUUCACCUCUUAGUGCUCAUAAUGUUAUGGCUGAUCGGUGUAGAUAGUUGAUGCAGUACACAGUGAACUGAAACAACGUUUCUCCAGGACCCUGGUGCUACAUAAAACAACACAGAGGUACAUAACAACACUGAGCUAAGGACUAAAGUAAGUUGUCCUAGUCACAUAAAAUGCAUCGUGUGUAACCUAGUGCAAACAGACAAUACAAAACAAUACAGGACAUAUACAAAAAAUACACAAAAUAACGCCGUCCAGUAUACAUUCUGUAUAUUAUGUUAUACAGUACAGAAUAGGAGAACUGUAAACAAAGCAGGUUCUUGUAAACAUAUACACGUCUGUAACAGCAGCAGCAGAAACUGAGUAAAUGUGCAAAAACAGCAUGUAAACAAUUAUAAUAUGGGUGGUGCAAUAGAUGUGGUUGAAUAUUCAAUUAAAUAUUAUUCACAGCUCUGAUGCUGCUGCAUCCAGACGCUUUACUGUUACACUACAUUCUGGUCAGGAAUAGACCGCUACAGGUCAGCUGACGGUAAAGAAAACAGCGUGUCAGGUAUAAAAAUCCACUUUGAGAUUUGUUUAUUUCUUCAACCUUUUAUUUACCAAGAGUACAUUUUCCCUGAUGCAAAAAAAUUUGCCUAUAAAUCUACAUUUAUUUCCACAGCAAAAUAACCCAAUGCAGUUUACAGUGUUAUUGACAGUAUGAACUCAAAAAGCUGAGAGUUACAGGAAUUGUUGCUUCACGUAGCUAAAGCACAUGGAUGUAAUGCUGGUGGUUGGUUCGUCACUGGAAAUGAAAUACUUGUGUGUAAGUCUAUUGCUAAGAUCACCGCUUAAUUAUUUCUAAUCUAGUUUCUACACUUUACUGAAUAAUUUGAAUCCCUGUAUGUUUUUUUUUUGUUUUGUUUUGUUUUGUUUUUUUGCCAUUGCCGGACUGCUU
Molecule: messenger RNA, 4862 nt
Organism: Hemibagrus wyckioides
Lineage: Eukaryota; Metazoa; Chordata; Actinopteri; Siluriformes; Bagridae
Product: zinc transporter ZIP3-like
Exons: 3
Coding region: 295-1242 (315 amino acids)
Biological process (GO): zinc ion transmembrane transport
Cellular component (GO): plasma membrane
Molecular function (GO): zinc ion transmembrane transporter activity
Source: RefSeq, a predicted model, not a curated record